Messenger RNA from Glarea lozoyensis ATCC 20868, 879 nucleotides. RefSeq lists its product as uncharacterized. Lineage: Eukaryota; Fungi; Ascomycota; Leotiomycetes; Helotiales; Helotiaceae. The record is from RefSeq and is a predicted model, not a curated record. The coding region runs from base 1 to 879 and encodes 292 amino acids. The transcript has 3 exons.
AUGUAUACCUCGUUUGCCGUUCACCCCACCAAGUUCGUUCUGCCCAUCCGCGACACUGCAAUUUGGCAUCUGGCUAGCAAAGAACCGGCUCAUCGCAACGGAACUCCAAAACAAAACCGUAAAUACACAGACGCUGAAGUAGAAGGGUUAUUUGCCACAGUUCUUGCCUCUAUUCUUGGAGCAACCAAGAGCAAACUUCAUCUUGAUGCCGAGAUAUUGGGAAUGACCUAUCCAGGGUACCUUAGAGAUAGCGAAUAUCUCUCUCAUUUUGUGAACGCCGCUAUACAAACUCUACCUGGUAUCGAAGAUGGGACCUUCAUGUGGCCACAUAUCCACAGCGCCCGGAAAGCGUCCCAGCUGGACAACGCGAAGUCGCUUGGGUAUCCUAUUGGAACGAACGUUGACCGGAAGGGUAGUCUACUCUUACAUUUUGACUAUCAAAGUAGCCAGCUUGAAGUGUCGAUUGCUUCCGUAGGUGUCAUGAUCACGAUUGUGGAGGGAAGUUUCCGAAUUCGCGACUUUGGAGGCAUGGAACAAGAUGCUUCUCAAGAGAAGCUCGGUGAUCUAGCAACAGGUAUCAGAGGACUAAUCAAAGACGAACUCUCAAACACGCUCGGUCUACCAUCUCAGAUGUCAGAUUUCCGAGGAACAGUCUUUAGCGGAGAUGCACCUGCUUCGGAAUAUGAUAAAAUACGUGACUUGAUCAUCAAGGCGGUGCCGGAAUUCUCUGAUCGAUUCGUCAGCAUAGACGAGCCCAUGUGGGCAGGUGCCGUUGGGGCUGCAAGAUUGGCGCGGCUGCGUAAGCUGUACCCAGAUGACUUCCAAAUUGAGGAUAGAUGCUAUGGGGAUUUUGAUCAAUUUCCACACGACGAGUUGUAG